GCCAACGUGUACUGGGGCCUUUACAAAAAAAUUGGCUGUUGGUGACAUGACAUCUGUGGUAUGUCGAUGUCGACUGUUCCGUAUUUUUGUUGUUGAAGAUCCAGAGGAUUUUUUUAAAGAAACUUCUCUGCUUUUUGUAAAAUUGCGUAUGGCGUAAAUUCUACAAGAGAAUUUAUUGUGGGUGACGUAAACUAAAGACAGUACAGUGAAAAAUGCGAAUAGUCUCCUGUACAAUUCGUUCGAAUAUAUAGCUGAAGGCUGAUGAAUAUGUUUUCUUUAAUUUUGUCAAUCUUUAGUUGAAAAAUAUUGUUAAAACACAAUGUGCGAUAUUUACAUCGCGGUUGUAUGUUCCUCGAACAUGAACCGUAGUAUGGAAGCUCAUGCAUUUCUUGCGAAGAAAGGCUUUAAAGUUAAGUCUUAUGGCACAGGAGAAAAGGUUAAGUUACCAGGUGCAUCUGCUGAUCGACCGAAUUGUUAUGAAUUUGGAGUCCCAUAUGACGAUAUAUAUAACGAUUUAAUGGAAAAGGAUAAAGUUUACUACACACAAAAUGGUAUUCUGCACAUGUUAGAUAGGAACAGAAGAAUUAAACCCUGUCCAGAGAAGUUCCAGAUAUCAACUGAGCGGUUUGAUGUUAUAAUAACUUGUGAGGAAAGAGUAUACGAUCAAGUCAUAGAAUGGUUUGGUUCAAAAAGAUCAGUUUAUAAUCAACCAGUCCAUGUUGUGAAUAUGGAUAUUCAAGAUAACCAUGAAGAAGCUACCAUUGGUGCAUUUUUAAUAAGUGACAUGGUCACAAAGAUGGCUCAAAGUGACGAUUUAGAUAAUGAUAUUGAUGAACUUUUGCAUGAGUUUGAAGGAAAAUGUCACCGGCCAAUUCUUAAUUGUAUAAUGUUUUAUUAACAUACCAGCCAAAUUUAUUUAAAGAAUAUGCUUCCAAUUUAAAAAUGAUUGACAAUGCUGUGAAUAUAAUGAAUACUAUCACUGUAUUCAUAAGCAGAUUAAUAUUUUCAAAAAUGUUGAUGUAUACUCACAAUGCCUUCUCAUUUUGUAAGCAUUUUUACGAGAAGUUUAUAUUUCGAUUUAGAAAAU
Helicoverpa zea (corn earworm) is the source of this 1087-nucleotide messenger RNA. It is a transcript of the gene Ssu72, whose product is annotated as RNA polymerase II subunit A C-terminal domain phosphatase SSU72. Gene Ontology annotation, biological process: termination of RNA polymerase II transcription. Gene Ontology annotation, molecular function: RNA polymerase II CTD heptapeptide repeat phosphatase activity. Lineage: Eukaryota; Metazoa; Arthropoda; Insecta; Lepidoptera; Noctuidae. The record is from RefSeq and is a predicted model, not a curated record. The transcript has a single exon. Gene Ontology annotation, cellular component: nucleus; mRNA cleavage and polyadenylation specificity factor complex. The coding region runs from base 320 to 898 and encodes 192 amino acids.